This is a messenger RNA of Fusarium venenatum, 201 nucleotides long. Lineage: Eukaryota; Fungi; Ascomycota; Sordariomycetes; Hypocreales; Nectriaceae. The record is from RefSeq and is a predicted model, not a curated record.
AUGUCGAUGACAAAGAAAAGGACCCCCGCAAUUGAAGUCCCCGAGAGCUGGACUAAGGGCGGCUGCAGUGCUCUAGACCAACAUAGUGAACUUGGUCGCCUUGAGCACAUCUCAAUCCAAAGACAGCUGGUCCAGAUCCAAGUCGAAUGGAAUGACCCUGGUCCUGCGGCAGCAAGAGCGCGCCGGUCCGCCAACGAUUGA